Messenger RNA from Capsicum annuum, 3297 nucleotides. Its product is annotated as F-box/kelch-repeat protein At1g55270. The coding region runs from base 1063 to 2328 and encodes 421 amino acids. The record is from RefSeq and is a predicted model, not a curated record. Lineage: Eukaryota; Viridiplantae; Streptophyta; Magnoliopsida; Solanales; Solanaceae. The transcript is spliced from 2 exons. Gene Ontology annotation, molecular function: protein binding.
UUAUCAGAGAAGACUGUGAUUGCCAAGGCAGGCUUGAACUCUGGAAUUGCGUGUGGUUAUCUUGAUUCUUGAUUCCAUUUUUUUGUUAGGAAUAACUAUGUUGCUUGGACUUUUCAAAAAUGCUACCAGGUGUGUGUCGGAUCUUCCAAAACCCAUGCAUUUUUGGAGGAUCUAACACAAUUGCGGCAACAUUUUUGGAGAGUCCGAGCAAUGUAGAGGAAAAAUGAGGACAUUUAUGAUUGUCUAUAAGACUAUAACAUGGAGAUGAUGUGCGGUCAUCUUUCCAUCUCCAUUAUAAUGCGUUGCUCUUCAUUUUUGUUAAACAUCGAGUCCCUGCAUUUCUUGUAUAUGGUGAACUUGUCGGUGCUGUGCUGUUCCACUUUACUGUGAUCAAUGCUGGGAAGAGUCCCUCUCUUACUAAAGUUACCGGUUUCAAAAAAAAAAAAAAAAAAAAGAGUCCCUCUCUUACUGGCGUAUCAAAAAAGGGAAAAAAAUGAGUCCCUUUCUUAGGCUUUUAUAUCAUUUGUCUUUUGCAAGAACCCAGAUUCUUAUAACAGGGUCUGCCUUGCUAUUCUUCACUGAAUUUUCAUUUGAAUUCAUCUCUAGAUCAAGAGGUGCUCUGAGAUUUUACAAUUUUUAUGCUUCCUUUUGUCAUUGCUCGUAAAGUAUGAAGAGAUGGAGCACUAUUACUUGGACUAAGAUCGAUGUUGAGAUAGGUUUUUAUCAAUGGAUAGAUAUGUACAAUGCUGAAAAAUAAGAUCCUGCAUUAUGAGGACAGUCUCAUACACUUAGAAAGCUAAAAUUAUGUUACAUUGCUAUAAAGCGCACCAGAGCAAGUGCCCGUCUUGUGUAGCUAAAAAGUAUUUUUCCUUUUCAGCAGUUUUCUUUUGGAGCUUCCCAAAAGUUCUUAUGUGUUUCCACGCCCCCUUGAGACCCCAAUAAAUGGACAAAUUCCUUUUCUUAGGAACACAAACAAGAGUCGUCUCUACAAACUCUGACGGCCAAUUUUUGAGGACUGUUCACUGACACAAAGAAUUUAUGGUGAAAUGAUCAUUGAAGUGGAUGAUAUAUUUUUUGGUGGAUUCCGUGUCAUGCUAUUGCAAGGUUGAUUCGGGGUUUAAGACAGUUGCAGGGGCAAGAAAAUUUGUCCCAGGAUCGAAAAUUUGCAUCCAGCCAGACAUUAAUCCUCACGCGCACAAGACUAAAAACUCCCGUAGGGAGAGGUCAAGAGUGCAGCCACCUCUUCUGCCUGGUCUACCAGAUGAUCUUGCAAUUGCUUGUCUAAUACGUGUUCCUCGUGUUGAACACAACAAGCUCCGUUUAGUCUGCAAAAGGUGGUAUCGGCUUCUUGCUGGAAACUUCUUUUACUCUCUCAGGAAGAGUCUUGGAAUGGCGGAGGAGUGGGUAUACGUGAUUAAGAGAGAUCGUGAUGGAAGGAUUUCAUGGCAUGCAUUUGAUCCAACCUACCAACUAUGGCAGCCACUUCCACCUGUUCCGGGGGAAUACAGUGAUGCCCUUGGAUUUGGUUGUGCUGUUCUCAGUGGUUGCCAUCUCUACUUGUUUGGAGGAAAGGAUCCGGUCAAGGGGUCUAUGCGACGGGUAAUCUUUUAUAGUGCUCGAACGAAUAAAUGGCACAGAGCACCAGACAUGCUUCGUAAACGUCAUUUCUUUGGUUCUUGUGUAAUCAACAAUUGUCUUUAUGUUGCUGGUGGGGAAUGUGAAGGAAUCCAAAGAACUCUCCGUUCAGCUGAAGUAUAUGACCCCAAUAGGAACCGGUGGACCUUUAUUGCUGAUAUGAGCACAGCUAUGGUGCCCUUUAUUGGCGUUAUUUAUGAUGGGAAAUGGUUUUUAAAAGGGCUGGGAUCCCACAGAGAAGUUCUAAGUGAAGCCUAUAAUCCGGAAACCAAUGGAUGGAGCCCUGUCAAUGACGGGAUGGUUGCUGGUUGGCGCAACCCAAGCAUCUCGAUGAAUGGUCGUCUUUAUGCUUUGGACUGUCGUGAUGGGUGUAAACUUAGAGUAUAUGAUGAAGCCACAGACUCAUGGAAUAAAUUCAUCGACAGCAAGCUCCAUCUUGGAAGUUCUCGUGCAUUAGAGGCUGCAGCUCUGGUUCAUCUUAAUGGUAAACUCUGUAUAAUUCGUAACAACAUGAGCAUUAGUAUGGUUGAUGUAUCCAGCCCUGAUAAACAAGUGGAAACUAAUCCGCAUCUUUGGGAGAACAUUGCUGGUAAAGGUCACUUCAGAACUCUAUUUACUAAUUUAUGGUCAAGCAUAGCAGGUCGAGGAGGGUUGAAGAGCCAUAUUGUGCAUUGUCAGGUGCUACAAGCCUGAGCAUUGGCAAUAACGUCUAGUCGUCCUUCCUGAUGAGAACUAAGAAUUGGUUCAGCCUCUUCAAUCUCAAUAACGAGAUCUUUUCCGUUAAAGCAUUUUUGACAUCCUCAAUCCGGUUUGUGGACCAAAUUUGUUGCAUCAUUCAUUUUCACUUCCCAGAUGACCUUCUGCAGCCUCUGCAGCUAAUAUUUGUAUCUGUCGUGUGGAAGUGUUUCGAUUGUCCAUAAUGGUCUUGAAGAGACGGGCGUUCACCAUCAACAGCUCGUGCAUGGAUUUAUCUGGUAUUUUCAUACUUUUGCCAUUAAUUCAUCACAAACGUCUGUUCAAAGGCAGUGCUAGCUUGCUUAGAUGAUUUUGGAUGUAAAAAAUGGUCUAUCCCUUUGCAUCACGACGAGAUCAGAUAGCUAUAUAUUUUGUGUAUCCUUUUGACCUGUAGUUUUGCACCGAUAGUUUCCCGUCUUAGAAUGCCAUAUGUUGAACAUAGGUUGGUCAUCGAAUUUGAAGGAUAUAUAGCCAGAAUCGCAGCGUCUUAAUUAGCUUCUUCUCUGCCUUCUUUUCAAGAUUUGUACACAAUACAAUUGGGAUAGGAGUGGCAUUAUGAUCUUGCUGCUCCUGCUGUUGAAUAUGUCGCUUAUGAUCGGUUGGAUGUACUGGCUGUGUCAAUGUCCUAAAGCUUGUGCUUUUCGACGAAGGGGUCUGUAGAAACAGGUAUUGGUAGAUUCAUUGAUGUGACAUUUUCAAGAUUUUGCAUAACAUGCUGAGUUUGUAAUCUUGGUUGCAAAGGUUAAUGUAAAAUCUUGAAAGAGUUACAUGUCGCGUUUUUCGCAUUAGAAUUCGUGGAAUUUCCUGUUGUUGUAAUGUUAGAUGACAUUUGGUUUAAAUGUAAUUGGUGAUGUGAUGAUAAAUAUUUGUGUUAUGAUGACGACAUGAGCUGAGCUUGAACGGAGAAAUAUGGUCAUUUAAGAUUGA